AUAUAUUUAUUGAUAAUAAGGUAAAUAUUACGUAUUAAAUUGUAUCACCGAAUUUUGUUGAAUUGAUCAAUUGCGACUAAAAAAGAGGCAAAAUUUUACAAAUGAUACGAUAACAUUUGAAAGCUAUUAGUUCUAAAAUAGGAAAUCUCAGUUAUAAACCGCCGCGAUCCUGCGAUCCCUACUCCGAUCAGAGAUAUCGAGUAAGUGGGGGGUUUUCCAAGGUGCGAGAUAUUCUUCCAACCUCACGGGAUGACCUUCCCGUGGGAAGUUGGUGGGGAGAUGCUGGGAGGUCCUUCUCUGGACCACAGACACGUGCCACUUGUCAUACUUUCGGAAGUACUUGCUUUCGGACGGUUCGAAGGGAGAUUAGUACGAGAUCAGGUGUAAUCGAUCAAAGAAGAAACGCGUGUUAAACCACUUACAGUUGACUCGCAGAUAUUCGUUGUUAGAUAAAAUAUUUUGCCGAUUAAAAAAGUAGAAUAUCGUUUGACCUCAAUACGUGGUGCUAAAUAAUGACACGGCAGAUUGUAAUGUCAAGUUCUUGUCCAAAUAAUUUACGUUGACAACUGUGAAAUUUAAAGAAGAAAGAAAUUUGAAAAGCCCAUUGGAUACUUCAGUCGUCAUCAAAUAUAAAGUGCGCGAAUUAAAAUUAUUACUGGAACGUAUGCCAUCGUCUGAAUGAGAUCAGGAUCGUCUAUUGCAGACGGGAUCGAUGAUUUUUCACAAGAUGGAACUCUACCAAAACCGCGAAAAAAUAAACGAUGCCGUUUAUGAUCUUCGUCGGACACGAUCGCUUUCGUGUGAGAACGAAGCAUUUUCAAACAACAUCGAGAGAGGCUGCAUGUCACCGACCGUCAAUCGAGAGUCUAUCGAGUAUGCAUCCGAUUCCAGCUGCGAGGGUUACAGGGAAUUUCAGAAGCAACAGACCGAGAGAAGAAAUUCAUCCCCGAUAGCCGCGUCCAGUGCUUUCACUAUCGACAGCAUCCUCGGGAGAAAUGAGAAAAGAGAAAUGUCGAGAAUAAACAGUUCCGGCGAUAAAGAGGAAGAACAAGAUGACAUGGAAGACAGGAUAGAGGGACACUUCGUCAAGCCGACUGCGAUACCAGCCACACGCUCUGAUAUAGAAGGGAGCUUGUAUACUCAUUCGGGAUUGCCGUACUCCGAAGGUGCAUUAUCCGAUCCCUCAGCAUAUUCUGCAACAUCACUCGCAUCAGCCUCAUUACUGUACAGUAGCUGGUUUGCUCAAACAAAGCCUGGACAGCUGUUCGGUUUACAAGCACCCAAACCGAGUGGCAGGAGGUCGAGAAAACCGGGUAUCGAUCGGAAACCGCGUCAAGCUUACAGUGCAAAACAGUUAGAAAGACUUGAGGCAGAAUUUAAGAUCGACAAGUAUCUCAGCGUGAGCAAGCGGAUGGAGCUGUCCAAGUGUUUGAAUCUCACCGAGGUGCAAAUCAAGACGUGGUUCCAAAAUCGCCGCACGAAGUGGAAGAAGCAGCUCACGUCCAGGCUGAAGAUCGCGCAAAGGCAGGGACUGUUUCCACCGACGUAUUUCCCGACCACCCAGUAUCCACUUCUUCCGUACUACGCGGCGCCUUUGAUGUUCGGUGCUCCUUUGUCGGACGACGCGAAUUCUAGCUUGCCGACCCGAUCCACCGUAUCGUCUUCAGAUACGGUCUGACGCAGUACAGACUCGAACUACUUCGUCGAUUGUCGGCCGGGCAACCGCGAAGUGCAAUAAGACCUUCCGUUGGCCACUGCGAAGUUCUCGGUGUAGCUUUUCUCUUUUUCUUUUUUUUUUCUUUUCUAUUAUCUCGUAUAAGAAUUUUUACUCGAAAUCCAGUUGAUAUAAUUGUAAAAAAAAAUCUAUCGUAAAAGUGUGCGAAUGACAAAACAUAUACAUUUUAAUUAUGAUGCAUCUUUAAGGAGAUGCUGGCGAAUAAUGUUUCGUGCAAGAGUGCCAUGCAAAAUAGAUACACUCUAAAUUCAUUCAUUAUUAUCUGCGUUUCUAGAGAUAGCGAAGUAAUAUUCAAGUAUCAGUCGUAUAAACAAUUUCUUGUUUUUGUCAGUUGCCUUCUAGACGACCGAUUAGUUUUCUUGUAUAUAUAAGCGCGAUAUAAUUGUAGAUUUAUGUAACACCUACGGGAAUCGUAUAAAAAAUAGUUGAUUGCAUUUAUUCGUAACGCGUUUCAGUAACUGAACAGGAUUGCACUCUGAUGAUAUUCAAGUAAGUGAUACGAGAAGUAACUUCACAUUAUGUGAGAGAGAAAGAUUUGUAAUUUAGAUCAAUCUUGAUUUGUAAAAUUAUUACGGAUUUAUGAAAUGCAUAUGAGGAAAUGUGUGAAAGACGAGCUCUGAAUUUACUUGCGACUUCAUACGUUUCCGGCGUGACAAGAUUCCAUCCAAGCAGUAGUGCAAGUGCAAGUGACGCGGAAGCGACAUAAACAGCCGUAUGGAAAUACUAUGUAAAGGACACAUGAAGAUAAUAUGGAAACGAUAUGGAAAAGGGGAAGGGAGGGAGAGAGAGGAAAUGACGUUAAUGCAGACGUCUCGCACUUCCUCUCUUCCAAGCGACCGUCAAGAAAAGCUUGUUCUCAGAGAACUUAUAAAACGAAGCACAAAGAAGCGGUUUAAUUGAAGGGCUUAGGAGCGUCAAGAAAAAAAAGACUACUCCUCACCAUCUUUAAUAAAGAGUGAGACAAAAAGAAAACUUUUAUCCUUCAUUGUACAUUGAAAAAAAUUGAUAAUAUUCACUAGAUGUUGAGUGAAAUGACGCCAAUUAAAGGCUUUUGAUUAAUAUAAUAAAAAUUAAUGUUACGUUCCUAUAUAUUAUAUAGUAAGUACACGGAAAGCACAAUUUUGCUGGAAUACAGACCUGAAAAUAAUUAUGUUGAAAUUAUGUUAAAAUCAUAAAAAAAUUUUUAUUGGAUGUUUAAGCUAGUUGUUAGAAUGUCAAAACUUUUUGCACCAUGCUUGAAUGUCUUUCAUACUAAUUUUGAUAAUCCAGCAUAAAAUUAUUGUCUGAUCUGUAUCUAGCUAAGUUUUUAAAUAUUACAGUAAAAUUGUUUUUCAGUGUAUUAAUUAUAAAUUGUAAAUUUAAUUAUACUUACUAUAUUUAGAAAAAUACAAGUACUUUUUGUUAUAUUAACCGAAAAUUUACUCAACAUUUAGUAGCCAUUAUCAAACUUUUUCAGUGCGAUGGAGAGGGAUGCAAGAAUAGAUAAGGAGAUUUGUGCUCGGUGAAAUAAUUAUGUGUUGUACGUAAGACUCUGAUUCGAACUAUUAUACAUAAUUUAACGUCUUCCGCUUACACGCGCGUAAAUGGAACAAAGCUUACGCGGCAGAGUAUAAUUUAUCGAGGAGAUACGGGCCAAACCGCAGCGUUACAUGUGUUAUCGAAGCGAUUCGUAUGCAACGUGCAAUUCAAAUAUACACUCGAGUUAGGGUCGCGCAUCUCUAUGUAAAGUUUAUGAGAGAGCCGCCGCAAUGUAGCUUAAAAAUGAAAGAGGCAUAUCCUGAAUUAUCGAACGCACGAGAAAAAAGAAUCGUAAAAUACUAUCGAGAAGAGAGCGUCUACGAAUAGGUAGUUUCGCUCUUGCGUCAAUAAAUUAUAUUCUAUCGUGAGAGCCUUUCUCCCCUUUGUCGGAGCGAUACAUGACAAGUUACUUUCGUUUAAAUCUCGCACGGAGGCAAAGGAGUAAAGUCUGAUGAGGGAAAAAAAUGCGAGACUAAUUACGAGCCACGCCGUAAUCGCAAAUGUAAGCUUGAGCAUUAAGAUGAAGUGAUAUAAUGGGAACUUAAUGGU
Messenger RNA from Solenopsis invicta (red fire ant), 3802 nucleotides. Its product is annotated as homeobox protein engrailed-2-B. The transcript is spliced from 4 exons. Gene Ontology annotation, molecular function: DNA binding; DNA-binding transcription factor activity, RNA polymerase II-specific. NCBI's taxonomy places the organism in Eukaryota, Metazoa, Arthropoda, Insecta, Hymenoptera, Formicidae. Bases 713 to 1678 code for a protein of 321 amino acids. The record is from RefSeq and is a predicted model, not a curated record. Gene Ontology annotation, biological process: regulation of DNA-templated transcription.